Messenger RNA from Botrytis cinerea B05.10, 1524 nucleotides. RefSeq lists its product as hypothetical. Bases 94 to 981 code for a protein of 295 amino acids. The transcript is spliced from 2 exons. NCBI's taxonomy places the organism in Eukaryota, Fungi, Ascomycota, Leotiomycetes, Helotiales, Sclerotiniaceae. The record is from RefSeq and is a predicted model, not a curated record.
GGAAACCUUUCUCUCGGUCAUGAAGACUUCAAGCUAUUUGGAAAGGGUCAUUUUAAGUCAAUUAAACCAAAGGUCGAGGAACAAGUGGACAGAAUGGAAUUGGUUCGCCACACAGAUACUAUUACACACGAGAAGAUAAUCACAAACAAUCCCAGCCUUGACAAUAUAUUGAAUCUCGCAUUUGAAAAAAAAAUGGAGGGGAUGGAAGCAGAUAUUGAGGAGUUGAAAAGAGGUACUGAAGAGUCGAAAAGAGAUAUUGAGCUGUUGAAAAUAGAUACUGAGGAGUUGAAAAGAGAUUCAGAGGAGUCAAAAAGAGUCUCGGAUCAAAUAAUCGAGAGGCUGGAAAGAGAUAAGAAGAAAACAUAUAGAGAGAAGAAGCAAGGAUAUAUCGGAGAGACAGUCAGCAUGCGAAAUCGACUAAUUCGAAUGACGUCAUCCCGUGUACCCCUUCAGCAGCAGCAACAAAAUGAGCCAAAGUGGAUGGCAAUCGCUAGAAAGAAACGAAACUACUCGGCACAUGAACCUGAUUUGAACACAGUGUUGAUGCUAGCCUGCGAAUAUCCCGACUUUUUUGAUAUUCUUUUCGAUACGAUAUACGGAGUACCAAAGAAUGAAACCAAACUUCUACUUGACGCGGACAAGACUGGCGAAAACCAAGUUUAUAAUAUCUUGGAUGACCGCGGGUCAGCUUUUCACAACCAUUAUGCCGAUACUUGUGUUAAGCCUUUCAAUUCAUGGUUAUCAGCAGUGCGCGGUCUUCAAGACAUACAAUCAGCUACAAUGAACAAAGCAUCCUCUGAUCACAAAAGUUGCGUUCGAAAACAAAAGUCUGAAGUCCAGAAAUUAGUUCGAGAAUGGGAUACAGCUUUUAAAGAGGACGAGGCGAAGAGAGAUACCGGAAAUAAAAAGUGUCAAAAGAUAAUUUGGGAGGAUUACUUAGAUAGAGGUCUGCUUCCACUCAUAAAGGAGAGUAUAGGGUGAAGAAAGGUAAAGUUUCAGGAAAACAAGGGAAUGAAGUAGAGGAAAGUGAGGAGAUAUCGUCUUCAUAAUGAUAUGAAAUACAAACAAUGGAUAUGUAACGUGGAUGGUUAGAGAGGAGUUGAACAUGGAUAACCGUUUUGGUUGAUUACAGUCAGUACUCUUAGUACACGGGGAGGGAUAAUAUGAAGUGCACAAAGGUUUGGUUUUCAAUAGGUAUCAAGUCAAUGACAAGUAUGGUUGGUUAUAGAUCAAGUGUUUAGAAUGUUUAGAAUAUUUUUAUUUUCAAGAAGUUUAUAUAAUGUUGAAAUGGGAUGUUGAAUUAAAUAAGAGUACCGAGAUCAAGUGAGGGAAUUCGAUCGAAAAAAAUGAUAGAAGAAUUAUUGAUAGAAUCACAGAAGGAUAGAAUCUGAAUCCGUUGGAUCGGCUGUAUAACAUUAAGUAUCAUGCAUGGGGGAAGCGAGAAAGAGUGGAGGGGAAGAUGGGCGUGCAGCUUCGCUCAGGUGCAGGGUUUAAGGAUGAUAGAAGAGAAAUUCAAAUAGUGCA